Molecule: messenger RNA, 639 nt
Organism: Funneliformis mosseae
Lineage: Eukaryota; Fungi; Glomeromycota; Glomeromycetes; Glomerales; Glomeraceae
Source: the annotation of a GenBank genome assembly
AUGUCCAUUCAAUUAACAAAAAUUUAUGAGCAAAGGAUGAAUUUUGAUUUGCGUAUUCUGCUUGGAGGUAUUGAGCCUUUCUUGGAUAAGCUUGCGAAUUCUAUGAGCGAUGAACCGGACCUUUUAUAUUCCAAGUUAAUAACAAAUUUUAAGCUAAUAACCUUGUUGAGACUUAAAAAACACAGUCUUCAUUCAGCAGAUCUUCACUUGGUUUUUAACAUUGUAAAUGGUCCUUCAACUUUCGUUCGGUUGAAUCAUGGACUCCAAUAUGUCUUCCAAAGUUUAACAAUAAAGGAUUCCUCCACGCAUACGUGUGCUAUAUUACCGCAAACAUUUCCAUAUACAGUAGUUGGUCAUUUAUAUGUUUUGAUUUGUUUGUUUUUAGCAACUCACCGCUUACGAUGCAUAGAAGCACCUUACAAAGCAAAUCGUACAUUUAUUAAUUUUUUUAUACCUUGUUUACGACAUUUUAUAUACCAAUCAAAGACGUGUUUACAAUACACAUCACCUGCAUUUUUGGCAUCAUAUAAUAAUCCUCUACAUUAUUAUGUGAGUCCGUCAGAAACUAUAUUAGGAUGGGUAACAGCAACAUUUGAAUUAUACGCUGCGUUUGGUCCAUUAAUAUCGAAACAACAUUGA